Messenger RNA from Neltuma alba, 2637 nucleotides. RefSeq names its product phospholipase A1 PLIP1, chloroplastic. NCBI's taxonomy places the organism in Eukaryota, Viridiplantae, Streptophyta, Magnoliopsida, Fabales, Fabaceae. The record is from RefSeq and is a predicted model, not a curated record. Gene Ontology annotation, biological process: lipid metabolic process. The transcript has 7 exons. Gene Ontology annotation, molecular function: glycerophospholipid phospholipase A1 activity. Bases 565 to 2637 code for a protein of 690 amino acids.
CGCCAUCCACGUGAGCAGAUUCUGCCAUGCCUAUUUCUCUGUGAUUCAUUCAUGCUCUUUCGUUCUCCGUCUCUCCCCUCCACCUUGUGAGCUUCUAUAACAUAUAUACGGAAUAAAAUAUCUGAGUGUUAGAGAGAGAGAGAGAGAGAGAGAGAGAGACGUUAAAACAAGUGCGGUUACAUAUAUAUAUAUAUAUAUUGAGAAUAUCUCAAUCUCAGAGAUCGAACCAAUCGUUGCAUUAUAUAUAUGAGAGAGAGAGACAGAUCAUCAGAGAGGAAUCAUCUCUGGCUUGAAUCAAUACAACAUACAACUCAAGAUUCCUGAGGUAGCCGCCAUUGUUGGAGCUCGAUCACAGUGAGAUUUCUGCGACAUCUUCUUCGGAAACAGUGGACGAUUUGCUUGUUCAUCCUUCAUUUUCUCGAUCGCGCGCCUCUCCCUCGGCACUGUAGAUUGUGAAGCAUGGCCGACGUUCUACAGUGAAAAGAAGAUCCAUAGGUCGAAACCUUUCAUUGGAAUUAAAAACAAAACCUCCACCAUUGAUUCUUGCAGAAACUGUAAGAAGCAAUGGCAUAUACUACGGUGAGCAUCCCUUCAUAUUCUGCAGCAGCUUCUGCAACAUUAAUGGACAUGGCAAAAGAGCAGAGCGGUCUCCGUCGAUCAAGCUCCAACAAGGACCUGUGUAGGAAUUCUAAGAUGCGAAGGUCUUAUUCCGACAACCACCUUUGCCACGCGGUCAAAGCCGGCGGCGUCCAAGCCGCGGCGGUGGAGCCAAAGUUAAAGAGCAGUAGAUCCAUGGGGAUUUUCCCAUUUCAACUUUCGAACUCGCUUCAAUCCUUCUUGUUCAAUCCAGAAACAAGCAAGGACAUGAAUUUGAUGGAGAAGGAGAAGGAGCUGGUUAACAUCGUGGAGGAAGGUAAGAGUGAAAGUGGCGUGGAAGAUGAUGUGCAGAGGGCUAACUGGGUAGAGAGGCUUAUGGAGAUUAAGAGGCAGUGGAGGAAUAGAACUGCGAAGGAGAAUAUGGAUCCAGAUAUUAUCAAUAAUGAAGAUGAAUACGAUUGUGAUGAAGGUGACGGUGUGUGCAUGGUGGAUUAUCAAGAAGAAGAUGAAGAAGAAAAAGAAGAAGAAGCAUUUGAUCACGAGUCUUUCUCUAAGUUUCUAGUGCGUGUUCCUUGGUCUGACACUAAACUAUACUCUCAGCUCGCUUUUCUCAGCAAUAUGGCCUAUGUAAUACCACAGAUCAAGGCUAAGGACUUGAGGAGAUACUAUGGUCUUCAAUUCGUAACAUCUUCUUUAGAGAAAAAAGCAGAGGUGGCUAAGAUCAAAACAAAACUUGACCAAGACUCUACCCAAGUGCCUCCAUCUUCCUCAUCACAAGAAUCCUCUCAAGAUAACUCAAAGAAGAAGCCUAAAAUCCAGCCAUCUGCUGCGUACGAGAUUGCAGCCUCAGCAGCCUCGUAUGUGCAGUCAAGAGCUAAGGAUCUUUUGUCUCGCGGCUCUGUGUCACGGCCAGAACUUCACAGCGAGGAUUCACGCGGAAGACUAGACAUUGAAGUUGAAGAUGCAGAAGAGGCCUCACGGGUUGCGGCUUAUGUCGCCGCAUCCACCAUGACGGCGGUGGUCGCCGCCGGAGAGAAGGAGAAACAGGAAGCAGCAAAGGACCUUCAAUCACUUCAUUCAUCACCUUGUGAAUGGUUUGUCUGCGAUGAUUUCAGCACUUAUACUCGCUGCUUCGUAAUCCAGGGAUCAGAUUCCUUGGCAUCUUGGCAAGCGAACCUUUUCUUUGAGCCCGCUAAAUUUGAGGACACAAACGGGCUUGUUCACAGAGGAAUAUACGAAGCAGCGAAGGGAAUAUACGAGCAAUUCAUGCCAGAAAUAAUGGAGCAUUUGAGAAAGCAUGGAGAUCGCGCGAAGCUGCAAUUCACGGGCCAUUCCUUGGGAGGUAGUCUUGCUCUUCUGGUGCAUCUAAUGUUACUAACAAGGAAGGUGGUGAGCCCUUCGACUCUGAGACCAGUCGUGACUUUUGGCUCACCAUUUGUGUUCUGUGGAGGAAGAAACAUACUUGACGAGCUAGGGUUGGACGACAGCAUUAUUCACUGCGUCAUGAUGCACAGAGACAUUGUUCCCAGAGCCUUCUCUUGCAAUUACCCUAACCACGUUGCUCUCCUCCUCAAGCGCUUGAACGCCUCCUUCAGAUCACAUCCUUGUCUCUUGAAAAAUAAGCUAUUGUACUCGCCAAUGGGCAAAAUGUUCAUUCUGCAACCAGACGAGAAGACAUCUCCAGCACAUCCAUUAUUGCCUUCAGGCUGUGCCUUGUAUGCUCUGGACGACACCAUAUUUGGCUACUCAAAAGUUCUGAGGGCAUUCCUCAACCAGCCUCACCCUUUGCAAACCCUCAGUGACCCCACAGCCUAUGGCUCUGAAGGAACCAUCCUCAGAGACCAUGAUUCUAGCACCUACCUUAAAGCUCUCAACGCCGUCCUGCGACAGCAUACCAAGGUUUUCGUCCGUAGAGUCAGGAGGCAGAGGAUUGACCACCUCUGGCCUCUCCUUAACUCACCUUCUCCACACUCUUGGAGCCAUGAACAAAGCUUUCAGAGCCAUGCCUUAGUCUCCAAGGAGAUCAUGACUGGGGUGUAA